GCCGGCUGCCGCUGACCCGGCAGCGCGGAGGCCGAGCUGAUCCCCGGCCCGGCUCCCGCUGCCGCCCAUCGGCCGCCGCCAUGUCGCUGCUACAAUCGGCGCUUGAUUUUCUGGCGGGCCCUGGUUCUCUGGGCGGAGCUGCUGGCCGCGAUCAGAGCGACUUCGUGGGACAGACGGUGGAACUGGGCGAGCUGCGCCUGCGGGUGCGGCGGGUCCUCGCUGAGGGAGGGUUUGCAUUUGUUUAUGAAGCUCAAGAUCUGGGAAGUGGCAGAGAGUAUGCAUUAAAGAGGUUACUGUCCAAUGAAGAGGAAAAGAACAGAGCCAUCAUUCAGGAAGUUUGCUUCUUGAAAAAGCUUUCCGGCCACCCCAACAUUGUCCAGUUCUGCUCUGCAGCAUCCAUAGGAAAAGAGGAAUCGGAUACUGGGCAAGCUGAGUUCCUCCUGCUUACCGAACUCUGUAAAGGGCAGCUGGUGGAGUUUCUCAAGAGAGUUGAAUGUAAAGGCCCUCUGCCCUGUGACACUGUCCUGAAGAUCUUCUACCAGACGUGCAGAGCAGUGCAACACAUGCACAGGCAGAAACCACCCAUCAUCCACAGGGACCUCAAGGUUGAAAACUUGUUGCUUAGUAACCAGGGAACCAUUAAGCUGUGUGACUUUGGCAGUGCCACGACCAUCUCCCAUUAUCCUGACUACAGCUGGAGCGCCCAGAAGCGAGCAAUGGUGGAGGAAGAGAUCACAAGAAAUACUACACCCAUGUACAGAACGCCAGAAAUUGUAGACCUGUAUUCCAACUUCCCCAUCGGCGAGAAGCAGGACAUCUGGGCCCUUGGCUGCAUCUUGUACCUGCUGUGUUUCCGACAGCAUCCUUUUGAGGAUGGAGCAAAACUUCGAAUUGUUAAUGGGAAGUACUCAAUUCCUGUGAAUGAUACUCGUUACACAGUUUUCCAUGACCUCAUUCGUGCCAUGCUGAAGGUCAACCCAGAGGAGCGGCUAUCGAUUGCUGAGGUGGUCCGCCAGCUGCAGGAGAUUGCUGCAGCCAGGAAUGUGAACCCCAAGGCCCCCAUCACAGAACUGCUGGAGCAAAAUGGAGGCUAUGGGAACCCAGGGCCUUCCCGAGGACCACCCCCACCUGGGGGUCCUGCGAGCAGUGGGUACAGUGGAGGCCUGGCUCUGGCAGAAUAUGACCAGCACUAUGGUGGGUUUCUCGACAUCCUGCGGGGUGGAACAGAGCGGCUCUUCACCAACCUCAAGGACACCUCUUCCAAAGUCAUCCAGUCUGUUGCUAACUAUGCGAAGGGUGAUCUGGAUAUAUCUUACAUCACAUCCAGGAUUGCCGUGAUGUCGUUCCCAGCAGAAGGCGUGGAGUCAGCAAUUAAAAAUAACAUAGAGGAUGUGCGAUUGUUUCUGGAUGCUAAGCACCCAGGACACUAUGCUGUCUACAACCUGUCUCCAAGGACAUACCGGGCAUCCAAGUUUCACAAUCGAGUUUCUGAGUGUGGCUGGGCAGCCAGGCGGGCACCACACCUCCAUAGCCUAUACACCCUUUGCAGAAACAUGCACUCCUGGCUCCGGGAAGACCACAGGAACAUCUGUGUUGUGCAUUGCAUGGAUGGGAGAGCUGCAUCUGCUGUGGCAGUCUGUGCCUUCCUGUGUUUCUGCCGCCUCUUCAGCACUGCAGAGGCUGCUGUGUACAUGUUUAGCAUGAAGCGCUGCCCACCAGGCAUUUGGCCAUCCCACAAAAGGUACAUCGAGUAUGUCUGUGACAUGGUGGCAGAGGAGCCCAUCACUCCACAUAGCAAGCCAAUGCUGGUGAAGUCUGUCAUCAUGACCCCUGUGCCACUAUUCAGCAAGCAGAGGAAUGGCUGUCGUCCCUUCUGUGAGGUCUAUGUGGGGGAUGAGCGAGUGACCACCACGUCCCAGGAGUAUGACAGGAUGAAGGAAUUUAAAAUUGAGGAUGGCAAGGCGGUUAUCCCCCUGGGCAUCACAGUACAAGGGGAUGUGCUCAUCAUCAUUUACCAUGCCAGGUCCACCCUGGGAGGGAGGUUGCAGGCCAAGAUGGCGUCCAUGAAGAUGUUUCAGAUCCAGUUCCACACCGGGUUCGUGCCUCGGAAUGCAACCACCGUGAAAUUUGCAAAGUAUGACUUAGAUGCAUGUGACAUUCAGGAGAAGUACCCAGAUCUGUUCCAGGUGAACCUGGAAGUGGAGGUGGAAUCCAGGGACAAGCCCAGUCGGGAAGCCCCUCCCUGGGAGAAUGCUAGCCUGAGGGGCCUAAAUCCCAAGAUCCUGUUUUCCAGCAGAGAGGAGCAGCAGGAUAUCCUGUCUAAAUUUGGGAAGCCGGAGCUCCCCCGGCAGCCGGGCUCCACAGCUCAGUAUGACGCUGAGGCGGGCUCUCCAGAGGCUGAGAUCACAGAAUCGGACUCACCGCAGAGCAGCAGCACGGACACCAACCACUUUCUGCACACGCUGGACUGGCAGGAGGAGAAAGAACCAGAGACAGGUGUGGACAAUACCUCUCCUAAGGAGAGUCGUUCUGUUCUGAUUGCUGACAGAGACGGAAGCGAAGCAUCAGACGAAGAGGAGCCUCCAUUCCUCAGUGAGGACAGAGAGCCAGGGGCUGGCGAGGAUGCACCAGGCCUAGCAGUUGGAGCUCAACAGCAGGACUUACUAUUUGAUGUGGGUGCACCACCUGCCCCACAGGAGCCUGCCCAGCAGGAAGAGGGUGUUGACCUCCUGGGUCUGCACUCUGAGGCGGACUCAGGACCUACUGCUCCCUCACAGGCCUGUGGGGUCCCCUCCAGCAAUACUGACCUGCUAAGCUGCUUUCUUGGGCCAUCUGACACUGCUCAAGUGAGACCCCCUGAUGACCUGCUUGGUGGCGAGACCCCUCUUCUCCUGGCAAACCCAGUUCCUCCUCUGGGUGUACAGAGCGCCCCACAAGGAGGAGUUUCUACUGCUGCUGACCCAUUUGACCCACUACUGCUAUCCUCGAACUCCAGCACCCAGCCUUGCUCGAAGCCUGAUCUCUUUGGCGAGUUUCUCAACCCUGACUGUGCAACAGCCUCACCUGCCUUCCCCUCUACUCACAGUGCCCCACCCCCAUCCUGCAACACUGCCUUUCUGCACCUGGGGGAUCUGUCAGCAGAGCCCAGCAAAGUGGUAGCUUCAUCCAGCCACCCAGAUCUGCUGGGAGGAUGGGAUGCCUGGGCCGAGGCCACUGUGCCUGGAAUGGCCCCCACGCCCGCAGCAGAAGGUGCCCGCUUUUCUCCUGGGGGUCAGUCAGUCCCUUCUGCUCCCCUGCCCAGUCAGCCAAAGUCUCAGAGCCUGGACCCAUUUGCUGACCUUGGAGACCUCAGCUCCAGCCUCCCAGGCUCAACUGCUGGACUCCCUACAGGGGGCUUUGUAACCACGUCCACUUCCAUUCCCAAGGGCAGCAGCUCCUGGCAAACAACUCGGUCCACAGCCCAGGGAACCUCAUGGCCCCCACAACCAAAACCAGCUGCUAAAGCCUCUACACAGCCACGGUCUCACUAUUCCACAAACUUCAGUGUAAUUGGAGGUCGAGAGGAAAGGGGUGUCCGUGUGCCCAGCUUUGCCCAAAAGCCAAAGGUCUCAGAGAAUGACUUUGAAGAUCUGUUGCCCAAUCAAGGCUUCUCCAAGUCUGACAAGAAGGGGCCAAAGACCAUGGCAGAGAUGCGGAAGCAGGACCUCACCAGAGACACAGACCCACUCAAGCUAAAGCUCCUGGACUGGAUUGAAGGCAAGGAGAGGAACAUCCGUGCACUGCUGUCUACGCUGCACACAGUGCUCUGGGAUGGGGAGAGCCGCUGGACGCCCGUGAGCAUGGCUGACUUGGUAACCCCAGGGCAGGUGAAGAAGCAAUACCGCCGGGCAGUGCUGGUCGUGCAUCCUGACAAGGUCAUGCCUACCCUGCUCCAUCCCCAACAGGCCACAGGGCAGCCAUAUGAACAGUAUGCCAAGAUGAUCUUCAUGGAGCUGAAUGACGCAUGGUCUGAGUUUGAGAACCAGGGCUCGCGGCCCCUCUUCUGAGGUCUGUGAUGGCUACAGCUGCACAAGCUGCUCAUGGAGUGCAAAGGUUGCCAGCCUGACCGUGGGGUGGCCACAGACCUAUAGCAGGUGUGGCAGGUGAAAUGGCCCUAAGGGCCUGGACCAUCUACUUCCCAUGACCCAAUCCAGUCCCUUCAUUCCUCCUGGACAGAUGCCAUUCCACAAUGGGGAGAGAAAGCAUUCCACAACUCGGGUGUUUGUUGAUUUCUUUUUCCUUUUUCUUAUCCCAGAGGAAAGUACUGAUCUAUGCUCCUUUCACAGCUGCCCUCAUCUGUGAUUUGCUCAGCAUCUGACAGCUGCCACCUCUUGAGUAGCAGGUGUCACUAGCACUAUGCUGCUGUCACGUUUCCGAAUCUGGGUGUGCAUCCACAUCCCACUCUGUGAUCAUUAUGCCAAUCGUCUGUACAUAAUUAAACUAUUUUCUGAUGGCUGCUGCCAUCUCCUGCUUGGGUACCACUCCUUCA
Jaculus jaculus (lesser Egyptian jerboa) is the source of this 4528-nucleotide messenger RNA. RefSeq names its product cyclin G associated kinase (gene Gak). The transcript has 28 exons. The record is from RefSeq and is a predicted model, not a curated record. Gene Ontology annotation, molecular function: ATP binding; clathrin binding; protein serine/threonine kinase activity. Bases 81 to 4046 code for a protein of 1321 amino acids. Gene Ontology annotation, cellular component: intracellular membrane-bounded organelle; cytoplasm; vesicle. NCBI's taxonomy places the organism in Eukaryota, Metazoa, Chordata, Mammalia, Rodentia, Dipodidae. Gene Ontology annotation, biological process: clathrin coat disassembly; clathrin-dependent endocytosis; protein phosphorylation.